Messenger RNA from Aspergillus ochraceoroseus IBT 24754, 1746 nucleotides. RefSeq names its product putative general amidase GmdA (gene gmdA). The transcript has 9 exons. The record is from RefSeq and is a predicted model, not a curated record. Bases 1 to 1746 code for a protein of 581 amino acids. Lineage: Eukaryota; Fungi; Ascomycota; Eurotiomycetes; Eurotiales; Aspergillaceae.
AUGACCUUGACACAAUUUGGUUGGGCACCUGAGCUGGGAGGCCUACAAAACUUCUUUCGCCACCCGGCGAAAUGGCAGCUGGCCGCCAGGGAGAAGCGGGACGCCAAUAUGGAUAAGAUACCGGAGGAAUGGAUUCUUGACCCCACCAUUCUGGCGGAUGGGAAAUCCCGUCGCUGUGUCGUUGGUGAAUUUAUAGAGCUCUUACUAGACGACAAGUCUCGUCAUAUCACAUCCUUGGACGUUCUGGACUUGGUGACUGGAAUGAAACAUGGGAAACUUACUGCUGUAGAGGUGGUGACGGCAUUCUGCAAGCGGGCUGCCUAUGCUCAUCAACUGAGCGGCCUGUUGCUUGAGAUUAGAUUUCAUGAGGCCAUUGAAGAAGCCAGACGUCUUGAUGAAAUAUAUAAGAAAGAUAAGAGGCUCGUGGGUCCAUUGCAUGGAGUCCCCCUUACCUUGAAGGAUCAGUUUCACAUUAAGGGGCUGGAUACCUCAAUGGGCUUCGUUGGAUGGAUUGGAACCUUUGGGGGCAAAGUCAUCAAGAACCCAGAGAAUGUUGUUGAGAGUGAAUUAGUCCGGGAGCUCCGCAUUCUAGGGGCAAUUCCGAUAGGCAAGGCCCCAGAGACAAAUAACAACAUUCUCGGAUAUACUUUCAACCCAUGCAACCGUAAUUUUUCAGCAGGGGGCUCGUCAGGAGGGGAAGGCGCCAUGCAAGCCUUGAGGGGAAGUGCAUUUGGGAUAGCAACCGAUAUCGGCGGUUCAGUGUCAAUGCCAGCCUCAUUCCAAGGUGUUUUCAGCCUAAAACCAUCAGCCGGCCGUAUAUCAUUCAAGGAUGCAACCAAUACGGGUCAAGGGCAGGAGGUUAUGCCAACGGUAGUUGGAAUUAUGGCUCACUCAGUUGAAUCUCUUAGGCUUGUCUUCAAGUCUCUUCUCUCUGUGGAACCUUGGCUGUAUGAUCCCUAUGCCCUCCCAAUUCCGUGGAGAUCCGAAAAAGAGUACAAUCCACAGGAAGAGCCAGAGUACAAACCAGCCUUUGGUUUGAUAGCCCAUGAUGGAAUGCUUACUCCUCACCCACCUAUAACACGUGCUCUCGAUAUUGUCAAGAAAGCGCUAGAAACGAACGGACAUCAGUUGAUUGACUGGGAAUGGAAGCGUCAUGUGGAGACCGUUGAUAUACAUGGUCUAAUUGCUCGAGGAGAUGGCUGUUAUGAUGUGUAUGACGCUGCCCGGCUGUCUGGUGAGCCUUUUGUUCCCGAGAUCAAAAACCUGUUCCCCAAUAAUAGGCCAAAGGCCCCUCUGCCACUUCCAGAGUAUGAGAAAGUAGUACAACGCAUGAAGGAGUACCGUCAAGAAUACCUAGAAUAUUGGAUGUCGACCGCAAAACGGACUGGAGCAGAUCGUCCUGUUGAGGCUGUGAUAUCACCAGUAACUCCGUACGCGGGUGUCCUACCAGGAGGAUUCUCCCGUUCAACGUACACAAGUUCUAUCAACGUACUGGAUUAUGCAGCAGUCGUCAUCCCUGUGACGGUUGCUGACAAGGAGAUAGAUGUUGUCAGCCCUGAUUUUGAACCUUUGGGAGAGAAUGACGAUCUGAAUAUGAAAUUGUAUGAUUCAGAGAAACAACAUGGCGCCCCAGCCGCUAUCCAACUCAUCGGGCGUAGACUAGACGAAGAGAGACUGUUAUCACUUGCCCAGACCGUGGUUAAUGCAAUAAAUGCCUACAAAUCUGAACAUGACAAAGGGUGCUGA